CGUACUACUCGUCUGGCCAUUUCCCACGAAUUUGAUAUAUUUGGGUGGCCAAUUGCCCUGCGGUGUUCUCGUUCUAAGCCGAAAUCACCGUUCCUGCGGAGAGAAAUGGACGAGCACGAGUUCCGACGAAUCCUCGACCUCUUUCAAGUCGUUCGAUCUGGAGACUAUUGCUUUCAGGAUGAAUCCGGAAGAGCAUCAAGCUCACAUUCUGCACAAGAUGAGGUAACAGAGUGGAUGAAAGGCUGGACUGAGAUGGAUAAGAUGGAUGAACUGAAAGAAACUAAAAGCCAAGAUGCAUUUUGGAGCAAGUUGCGGGCAGCAGCCGAAAGCAAGGUUGGCCCAGCAAAUGCUGAAAGGUUUUGCGCUGCAUUUAAGACAGUACACGAGAAACUGGUGUACAAAGAACUUAGUUUGGAGGCUGCGCAAAGAUUCAUUAGUACCCACAAAACUGACAAGAUCAGAACAGACUCCUGUUAGAGGUGCUGCAAAUCUAUUUUUACUGGACUGAUCACAAAUUUACAGGACUAGAAUUUAUCGAUAACCACAUUGAUUUUGUCAUGCUAUUCUCUGAUUUGUCAGUUACUCUGUGAGUCAGUUUUACAUAAUGAAAAUCUGGCUAAAUGUGAUUCAACAAAUUGCUUAAAGAAUCUGUAAGUUUGAUUUUUUACAUAAAAAUGAUCUCAAAAUUUUCUUCUGAAACAAAGUUCAUGGAUUUGUGGUUACAGUUUGUUAAAGCUGCAUCUCAGCUAUUGUACUUUUUUUGUAGCCAGAAUUUCCAGCUUCGAUCUAUUUAGAAUGCUUGAAUUA
Dendrobium catenatum is the source of this 807-nucleotide messenger RNA. RefSeq lists its product as uncharacterized. Bases 106 to 477 code for a protein of 123 amino acids. The transcript has 6 exons. The record is from RefSeq and is a predicted model, not a curated record. Lineage: Eukaryota; Viridiplantae; Streptophyta; Magnoliopsida; Asparagales; Orchidaceae.